AUGUCAUGCGUCUUCAAUAACAUGGACCGCAAGGUUCGGGUAACGCUGGGAUUGACAUUCACAGAUUCUGCCGAUCGAGAACAAUCACCCGGAAGUGAUGUGUCAGAUCUCCCUGAUGAUACACUAGAUGAUCAAGAAGCAGAGGACCCGGGGACCGCACUGGUGAAUCCAUUAGUGAAUGGUCCUCCUACCUUCAUGUCAUCGAGCAAUGGAAGGAUGUUUUACUUAGGAACCUCUUCGAACUGGUCAUUCACUCGCCGUGUAUUGAGUAUGGCACAUCAACAUGUGUACCAGGAAGUACUACCGACAGAUGCAUUGAUAUUUGAAGGCUCCGCCUACGACUUGGACUCAAUGGAGUCGGAGCCAGAUUCCAUUCUCAAGCACCCCAUCAUCCCGAGCAUGGACCAUGCUCUACAUCUCAUAAAAACUGUGAAUUUCCGCUGCGGCCAAAUAUACCAUAUAUUUGAGGAGUCUGAAUUUAUGAGAUCCGUUCACGAAUUCUACGCCGAAGACGGAGCACAGAGGAGAGGGCUUUGGUACAUCCAAUUUCUUCUCAUUCUGGCAUUUGGGAAAGGCUUCAGCCAAACCAAAACAAACAAUAGUAGCCCGCCCGGGAUUGAUUACUUCGCAAAGGCCAUGCAAAUGCUGCCCAAUCACAAUCGGCUUUACCUCUCCCCAAUAAUAUCAACCGAGAUUUUGUGCUGCAUAUCUAUAUUCUAUCAAUCCCUUGACUGCCGGAGUCCAGCACACAACUAUAUCGGCCAAGCUAUGCGACUGGCCAUGAGUCAUGGCAUGCAUACCUCGAUGCCAGCCAGAGAACUAGGUAUUGACGUUGUUGAGAGAUGUCGCAAGAUCUGGUGGACUAUCGACAUCCUCAACAGACAGAUGACCUGCGUUCAGGGCCUGCCCCAGUCCAUUGACGAUAAAUUCGUGCAAACGAGUCUGCCGUCCUUUGGAGGACGCGCUUUGAAAGUGUCAACGCUCGACAUGCACAUCAAGCUGAGCCGAAGUAUUUCUGAUAUCAACAAAACGGUCUAUGCCAUCGACGGACGGAUCAAUCGAAAGUUCUUGCUGAGCACCAAAAAGGCAUUAUCUGCCUUGGCAGGUCUCGCCGAUGAGCUCCGGUGCAAAUUUCCACUGGAUCUCGAUGGGAAAGCCAACGGUAUUCCUCGAGCAUCGGCCAACUUGCACCUAUUCUAUCAGCAGUGUGUGAUAGUAGCUACAAGACCCCUUCUAUUCUGCUUCCUCAAAGUCCGAUUCGAGUCGCCAGAGACAUGCACAGAAUUUCUCGGCAAGUCACACACCGUCAGAAAUCUCAUUCAAAUGUGCCUGGAAUCCGCACAGCACAGUAUCCGCAUUCUACUCUGUUUGAAAUCUCAAGGACUACUCGAAACCUUCCUCGCUUUCGACUUAGAAUCAAUCUUCACCUCCACCGUCGUCCUACUAAUGGGACCAGCGAUCGAUCCCAAACUACCCAACGAUCGCUCAUGGUGGCCCGAGAAAGCUUACGAAAUCUUCCGAGAGAUGGUCGAAGCAGGUAAUCGGGUCGCCAGACUGCGGUGGUCAGAGCUCCAGCAGCUCGAAAUGACUCUUCACGACAUUCCUUCUGAACAACCCCAGCCUCCAAGGCCAACUGUUACAACUCGCCAGAAUGCAGCACCGACUCAACUGCUCUCACCAGACCCGAGCUACGUCCCUGCAUCUGUGGACCAAAGUUAUCAGGACUGUGUCCCCUCGGAAGUAAACCAGCCGAUAGAUGCAGAAUAUGGAUUCGGAUUCAAUUCGCUGUUGAGUUCUGCUGAGAUGACGGCCAUGGCGAACUCGAUCGAAGUCUAUGAUGCUGAGUGGGUUUCAAAUGCUAUGGUAACGCAUGGGAUAUGGUAG
Molecule: messenger RNA, 1884 nt
Organism: Penicillium salamii
Lineage: Eukaryota; Fungi; Ascomycota; Eurotiomycetes; Eurotiales; Aspergillaceae
Source: the annotation of a GenBank genome assembly